UGGCGGCCCGCUGGCUCCUGACACCCAACCGGGACCGGGACCUCGCUCUUCGCCUUGGCCGCAGAAGAGCGUGGUCGGAUUUGCGCGGGCGCAUCGCGGUCUGUGUCUCCGUGCGUGCUCGAACCCACGCGAGCGUCCCACGAUCAAAAACAUACUACUGCCUUUGCCAGAGAAGGAAGCGCGCUGCCGUGAGUAGCCGCUCGUUUGGCAAAGGCACUCGCUGUUGGUCUCCGAGAGCGUGUGGUGUUUUUUUCGUGCUUGCGGACGCCCCAGAAGACUUCGUCGCGGCAGAGUGUCUCCUGACAGGGACAACCGUGUGUACUGUUGCGGACACAGCCGUGUCUCCAUGUCUUCUUCGCUACCUCUGUUUGAGCUGCUUGAAGCAUAAACAGCCGUCGAAAACUAGUGGAGCUAUAAGAACUACCUGUGACAACCACAGACUCCUAGCAACUGUGCCUUCCAGACCAGCGUGCCGUGUUGUACGUCGGGAGCGUUGGUCUGCUGUCGAGAUCGGAAGAGCCCUGCCAGCAUCGAGUUUUCUGCGAGUUUUACUCGUCAGGAACCGGCUGGCAUCUCUCUGCCCUGUUGCCGGGAAGAGUGCCGCGGCCUUUCGGCAUCGUCCCUGCCCGCAGUCGCCCUCGACCCUUCGGUGACACACAUCAGGACCGUCGAGGAUCCUUGACCUGGAGACCCUCGCGCACGCUGUGUUCUCGCGUCUUUCCGAGAAAGGAGUCCAGAACUCUUCUCUUCCAGACGUGCGAUUCUUUCGGGUAGACGUGAUAGGCGCGGCGUCUUGGCGUGCUACGGAGCAGCGCACGUCUUGGGAGUGGUUGCAGUGUCCGGCGGCAUCGACAUGAUCGUGGUCACGCACUUCGGCAAGCCAAUGACGCGGAAGAAAGGUGUCAAAAUGCUGCAGCAAAUCCUACGGGACAUGUACAUUGACCCCCAGCUGCUGGCAGAGCUGGACGAUGAGCAGAAGCACAUCCUCUUCUGCAAGAUGCGGGAGGAGCAAGUACGGCGCUGGGAGCAGCGUGAAAAGGAGCUUGCCCUCAAUAAUAAGAAGAAUGGCACUGCUAGCAAUAGCAGCAAACCUGGAAGCAAACGUGUGGACUUCCUUUUGGGUUCUGAUGGCAAGCCAUGGACUUGGGUGAUGGGUGAGCAUCCUGAGGACUCCAGCAUUGAGGAGAUCCUAGAGAAGGAGACCAAGGAGAAGGCUCGCAUUCAGGCAGCCCAGGAAACACUUCAGCUGAGAAAUCAAGAGGAGCAGACACAGAAGCAACAGUGGCACCAGCAGGAGCAACAGCAGCAGAGGCUGGACCAGCAGCAGCAGGAGCAGCAGUGGCAACAACAGCAGCAACAGCAGCAGCAACAACAGCAGCAGCAACAACAGCAGCAGCAACAACAACAAAUACAGCAACAGCAAAAAGAAAUAGUGGUGGUGCCAGCAACACCUUCGCCUCCACCAGAGAUUCCGAAAGACUGCAUAGAAGAGGUGGUGCGGCUGCGGCGCAAGAAGAAGCCCUUGGAAGGUUGCUUCUCCCUGGAGAAGGAAGUGGCUGCCCUACUACAGGACUCAGUGGUUGCCACAUCGCGGGUCACCACAGUUGAUCGCAACACAUGGCUCUCCCAGAAGCAGCAAGAAAUCAGAAAUCGAGAGGAGAGCCUGAAACAGCUGAUGGAGCAGCGGUCACAGGAGAUAUAUCAAGAGAUCAAGGCACAGCAGCGCAAAAGCUUUGAGGCUGCUGAGCGCGAGAGCAUGGUCCAAGAGGAGCUUUGGAUUGAGCAAGAGAAGAAAGCGAAAGAAGUGGAGAAGCAGAUUCGCGAGAUAGCACGCAUUGCCCGUGAAGAGCACAAGAGGGCGUUGCACCUCGGCAAUGGCAAGACAAUGUCUUCAGUGGACUCGCGAGACCCCAUGGUCAUGACAAGCCCGAACGGAAAGCCUCCUGUUCCCCCCAAAGUAGUGCCCCCACCUCUCCCUACCACACCUCCACCAAAUCUUGUGAUAAACGGCACUAGCAAUGGCUCCAUCAAGAAUGGCAUUACCACCAGCACCAUCACCACUACUACCACUACCACUAUUGGGAGCCCCACCACAGUCAUGCCUUCUCAUGCCACAUCGAGGAGCAAGGAUGCUGAGCUGUUCAGUCGGGCUGACAUAAUCCAGUGGUUCCUGAAAGAGGAGUACCCACAAGGUGCUGUGACAGACCACAAUGGCAACAACCCUGCUGUCUGGUUCCAUGGUUUCAUUGGGCGCCCGGAGUCGGAACAGCUCUUGCAGAGGCAUGGCGGGGCGGCAACAGGUGCAUUCCUUGUUCGGGUUCAUGAGCGCAUCAAGGGCUAUGUCAUCUCAUAUUGGGCUGGGGACCGCUGCAAGCACUACCUCAUUGAUGCCUCACUCGGACAUUGCCAGUUCUUUGGCUCCAAUCAACUUGUCUUUCCCCGGCUCAGGGACCUGAUAUGGCACCACACUACGAACCCGAUCACAGCUUUGGGACAAGAACAGCUGCUCGACCCUUGUCCCCGCAACAACAGCAACAACUUAUUCUCACUGCUACCCACUCUUGGCCAGUGAAAGAACAGCUGUGAAAACCCCACUUCUCACAACACAAGUGCCAAGCAUUGACAUCGUGACGUGACUUGACGUGGUGUUUGUGCGUGCUGUGUGCAAUCACAGGAAUGGCCACGCGUCGUCACCAACACCACUUACCAACCGCUGUGAUUGAACCGAAGAACAGCGGAGGGGUAAUCCAAGUUGCUGCGUGCAAUUAUGCCCGUGAUGCUUCUCUCUUAGCUGCAACUUGUGUGAACCUGUCUCUGUCUCCAAUCCGGUUUACACGUCCAAAGAUUAUAGUAAGUGGCGCCCUGUUAUGUGGCUGGCUACAACCGCAGAGGCAAAUGGCCCCUUUUUGAUAGUUUUUUUUUCUUAUAAUUGUAAUAUACUGUACAUAACUUUAGUCAGUGCAUGUGAUUGUAGUAGGCUGUUGUCUGUACAAGCUGAAGCUGUAGAUCCCUUUUUCCUUGCGGCCUCUUAUUGCAGGUGCAAUGUGUGUUGUCUUGAAUGCCAGCAAUGCAUCCUAGUGCUAUGCUGGACUCUGUAGAACAGUGUUCGAGCUUAUCAGAACUGUGUAUUUUGUUGGCACAUGUGGCUACCUAUGCUUCUUUUUUUUUAGCAGAAACCCAAGUUACGUGGAAGAAAGUGCUGUAAAUGAAUGCGUAGGAUGGUCACAACAGUUCUCUACUUUGAUAGCAGUCUGUGAAAAGGCAGCAGAACUGUCGGUCAGGCAACCAAUGCCAUAUAUUAUGGUGCUAUUACCAGUGGUGCUUUUUCGAGAUUUUCGGUUUGCAACAUUGGUAUUGGAACAGUUUUUAGAGCUCAAGAGGUGUCCAAAACUGGCAUAUCUGCACAGAAGACUACAUCCCCAUCGUUGGUGACUUGGCCUAUAGUUUCAGCAUAUUGUGAUAAUGGUUAGAUGUUCAUUUGUAGUUGUCUCCCAUAGCCUCUCGACACACUGUGUACAUUGUUUAAUGCUUAUGACUGGCUUUAGUGCAAUGUUUCUAACAUGUAGAUGACUGGCUUUCACAUAAAGUUGAUCACACGUAUACUAAAAUACAAAAUGGCAGGUUGCUGCUGCUAUUUCGAACUUUCUCUCACAUGACAGUUGUCAGUUAUUAACCGUGUCACAAACAGCAACUUUAGGGAAGGGUUGCAGACGCAGUGCACAGAACUAAAGCAUUAAUUGAAACAUUGAUGAUACCGGUUAAUGCAAACUUUGUUGAUCAUUUUAUAUCAACACGAUCAAGGUUUUGUUUUCCUGUGACUUGCCCCCAGUCUUUAAUUGCACUGGUGAUUGUUUUGUUUUAAGAUUAUGCAUGGCUGCAUGUUUGCAGUAAAUUGUUCUUCUUUUUUUUAAAGAGCAGACAGUAUUUGUUUUGUGAACAAAUGUAUGUGUUGCUGGCUGAAAUAUGGUGCAUUUUUUUUUUUCAUGACAAAAUCCUAAUUGAAGGACAUGGGAAGAGCUGUUGCAAGUUUGGUUCUGGUAUGUUUAACUAGGCAGGCUUUCUUGAGGUUUUGUUUGGAGCAGCGAGUUGAAUUUGGCUUGAGAAAGUGCCACCCAUAAAGCCUUCGUUCCCAGCUGGUUUGGGUUGAAAAAAAAAGGACUGGGUGCAACUCUUACUGCUGCUUAUUUCGCCAUUUCUAUCGAACAUACUACCAAAAUAAAUUAUUUGAACUUUUA
This is a messenger RNA of Dermacentor silvarum, 4235 nucleotides long. RefSeq names its product SH2 domain-containing protein 4A-like. The coding region runs from base 854 to 2572 and encodes 572 amino acids. The transcript is spliced from 9 exons. Gene Ontology annotation, cellular component: cytoplasm. The record is from RefSeq and is a predicted model, not a curated record. Lineage: Eukaryota; Metazoa; Arthropoda; Arachnida; Ixodida; Ixodidae.